Messenger RNA from Ictalurus punctatus (channel catfish), 914 nucleotides. It is a transcript of the gene bmerb1, whose product is annotated as bMERB domain containing 1. Gene Ontology annotation, biological process: negative regulation of microtubule depolymerization. Gene Ontology annotation, cellular component: microtubule cytoskeleton. The record is from RefSeq and is marked provisional. NCBI's taxonomy places the organism in Eukaryota, Metazoa, Chordata, Actinopteri, Siluriformes, Ictaluridae.
CGCAGCACCGCGGCUCGGCGGAACCUACUCGGUUUGAACGGAACAGCGGAAGAUUGAACCAGAAAUAAUUUACACCACACACAUCACAGAUUUACAACCGUAAACCGCGGUGUUUGGCGAGUUAAAGACAAUAAAACCAAUAAUUCAGCAGCUGCAAUGGAAUUAAAGAAGUCCAUCGCGGACAACGAGAGGAGCUACGGCGCCGUGCGCGAGACCAAAUGGAGCAAAGACGAAGGUCAGAUGGACGUGUCCAUGGCUGAGAGCUCCAUGUCUCCGGAUGAGAUAGAGACGGAGAUGGCCAGGAUCCAGAGGCUCAGGGAGGUGCUCGUCAGAAGGGAGUCCGAGCUCCGCUUUAUGAUGGACGAUAUUCAACUGUGCAAAGACAUCAUGGCCCUGAAGCAGGAGCUGCGUAAAAUUGUAGCCGUGCCAGAAAAAGAAAGGAGCAAGAAGCAGCAGCAGAAGGAGGAAGAGCUGAUUCAGAAGAUCCAUAAGCUGGUGGAAAAGAGGGAUUUCCUAGUGGAUGACGCAGAGGUGGAGAGAUUGAGGGAGCAGGAAGAGGACAAAGAGAUGGCAGAGUUCCUCAGACUCAAGCUCAUGCCACUGGACAAACUGGCCAGAGUCACACAGAGUCCUCCAAAAGUGAAAAAGUCGACCCCGGAACCUCCGCCGAACAAACCAUCCAUUACAAAGAGCAGCGUAGCCGUCCUAAAGGACUGCUGUGGAGCCACGCAGUGCGCAGUCAUGUAAAACCUCUCCAUGCUACACUUAGUAUGUUUCAGGAAGAUGUCAUCUUAUUUCGGGUUGAUCAGGUUGCUAUAGAUUUUUUUUUUUGGUCUUUACAUAGCAGACGUGAUGCCAUUGUUCAUUUUAAAAGUGCCAUGAGUCAUCUAAUAAAUUAUUUUCUCUGCAUUAAA